GAAAAACAUGAAAAAUCAUGAAAAUGAAAAAAAUAAUGCAUACAACUUAAAUUUAAAAUGAAUGUGGUACAUUUUACUUUGUAACUGAUAACUUUUUAAAGGUUUUCUCAGCAAAAUAUAAAAAAGGAAAACACCACAGGGAAAAGAUAAAACACAAGCCCAUGUGAAAUGGCCAUUAAGAGAAAGUUAUCUGCUCUCUCUCUUUCUCUGCUUGAGUGUGAAGAUGGGCUGGUACUUGCUGUGAUGUCACCCCACUCCUGUGAGAACAUCCUUUCCACCCGCAGCGUGCCUCGCCAGCUCCUCUUCAAAGAGAAACAGAAGCAGGCAGCGUUACGCAGGGCGAUGUGACAACCGAGAAGCGACUUUGUUUUCACUUUUUUUUUUAACUUUAUGUUCGGGAUCAGGUGGGGGUGCCAGAACUAUGUCAACGUACUCUAAUGCAAAAAAUAAAUUUUUAGGAAAUCAGUGUUUGCAGCUUUGGGAUCUCCUUGGUCCUGAUCAGGAGCGUUGCGCACAGCGGAGCACCGAUCUGUAGCGACGCAGCAAAGCGCGCCCAGCCUCUGUUGAUUUAAGAGACGGGAAACAUACCAAAAAUGACCCGAAAGAACAGUUUUCAGCCAGGAUGGAUUUGAUGGAUUUAAAUGUAUUGCUGGAAAACGUUUCCAGGGAUGACAACACCACCGACGCACCGCUCUCAAUGCCAUACACGGAGGCAGCCACGGUGCUCAUCACACUUGUGGUUAUUGUUAUGAUUUCGGUGACUAUUGUGGGCAAUGUAUUAGUUAUUGUUGCGGUUCUGACCAGCAGGGCACUGCGUGCGCCACAGAACCUUUUCCUAGUCUCCUUGGCGUCGGCGGACAUCCUGGUUGCCACCCUGGUCAUCCCGUUCUCCUUAGUCAAUGAGGUGAUGGGUUACUGGUACUUUGGAAGUACUUGGUGCGCCUUCUAUCUGGCUCUGGAUGUCUUGUUCUGCACAUCAUCCAUUGUGCACCUGUGCGCCAUCAGCCUGGACCGCUACUGGUCGGUGACAAAGGCUGUGAGCUACAACCUGAAGCGAACGCCAAAGCGCAUCAAGUCCAUGAUCACUGUGGUGUGGGUAAUAUCUGCCAUCAUCUCCUUUCCCCCUCUUCUUAUGACCAAACACGACGAGUGGGAGUGCGAGCUGAACGAUGAGACCUGGUACAUCCUCUCCUCCUGCCUGGUGUCCUUCUUCGCUCCGGGUCUCAUCAUGAUUUUGGUUUACUGUAAGAUCUACAAAGUGGCCAAGCAGCGCUCCUCCACCGUGUUCGUGGCCAAGAACGGCCUGGAGAGACAGCCUUCCCAGUCAGAGACGUGCUUCGUCAGGAAGGACAGGUUCGAGGUGGAGAGUCCCAGCAGCCAGAGCUCCGGCAGCCACCAGCAAAAGCAGGGGGAGCUGGAUGACAUCGACCUGGAAGAGAGCUGUUGCUCCUCGGAUACUAAGCCCCGCCACCACCGCUUCACAAAGCGCAGGAAGGUGGAGGGGUCGGACUGCUGCCCGCCACAGAGCUGCCGCCUCUCAUGGGCUUCGGCCCGCGCGUCACAGCCAUACCCGGAGCAGAAGAACCCCGCCGAGCGACAGCAGCUGGCCGCGGCCAACAAGACCAAAGUGGCUCAAAUGCGGGAGAAGCGUUUUACCUUCGUGCUGGCGGUGGUGAUGGGGGUGUUUGUGCUCUGCUGGUUCCCCUUUUUCUUCACCUACAGCCUCCAUGCGAUCUGCAGAAACAGCUGCCCCAUCCCCGACGCACUUUUCAAACUUUUCUUUUGGAUUGGCUACUGCAACAGCUCGGUGAACCCCAUUAUUUACACAAUUUUUAACAGAGACUUCAGAAAAGCCUUCAAGAAAAUUAUAUGCAGAACUUCAAAGCGCACAUGAAGGGGGUACUUUUAUGUUUUGCUUCAGUCUCUUAUUAAUAUCAUAUUUGGAAAUGUGAAGAGAUGCACCAAUCAGGCUUUUCCUGACCAAAACCGAUUUCUGUUGUUUUUUUAGGUUCAACCUGCCAUUUCCAAUUUUUUUUCCCCAAGACAAAGAACACAAGCUCUUAGAUAGCUGCAUGUAGCAGUUUCCAACAGAAAUGAAAAUUGUAUAGAGAUGCACUGAUGGGUCUUUUCCUGGCUAACAUUCAUUUCCCAUUUUCUUUGAGGUCUUCCUUCCAAUUCCAAUUUGAUUUUACACAUAAAAAAACCCAUUAUACUAUAAAAUAUUCUUAAAAUUAUUAAUAGUGUUACUUUCAUUUUAAAUGUAAACAUGAUUCUCAUUUAUGGAUCAAAACACAUGCACACAUUCUUGAAGUUUUCUGUUUUCAAGAUAGACCUUUAAACAAAUCACAUGCAGAGCUCCAAAGCACAUGAGGUUGCAUAUGUUUUAAUGUUGUGCCUCAGUGAGUUACUAGUAUGACAUUUGGAAAUGUGUAAAGAUGCAUUAGUCAGGCUUUUCAAGGAUAAAAUGUGCUGCACAGUUUUUUGAAAUACGUUGUAGUGUCAAAUACAACAGAAAAUUAAGGAAUUAUACCAUUAUUCCUCUAUAUUAACUGAAACAUGUCUCCCUAACAUUUAUCUGAUUAAUAUUAUUUCCCUUUAAAAGGAAUCAAAGUUAAUACUGUUCUGAUUGAUGUUUUUAAUGGAUAAACAUUGUGGGAUUACUUAGUUUAGAUUUUUUUAAUGGAUUGGUGGGAAGAAAACCAAAUUGUUAGUGUCUGACUUGCCGAUCACCAAUGAAGCUUUUCCUGUCAGACAUCAAUUUCAGAUUUUCAUUGGGGUCUAAUUUGCCGAUUCCGGCUUUUACCAGUUUCAUUUUUAAGUAAGUGCUGAAAAUUCUUAGAUAAAGGAAGAGCUCAUUUACUCAUUAAAAUGAAAUUAGGAAAUUAUGCGUUUUUCUUGGCCAAUAGUGAUUUUCGAUUUUCUUCAAGGUCUAAUGAUUCUAAUGGUAAAAUGUUUUUUCCCUUUUUUAAGGGCUACAACAGAAAAAAACUGUUACCUGAAACGGUUCCAUGAAAUGAUAUCUUACUAACUGUUUUACAGAAAUAGAUUUAGCUUUUUUCAAAUAAUAAUUCUAAUUAAAAAGCAGUUAAUAAUUGUUAACAAGUUUUGAAUAUUUAUUUUUAGCCAAUCAACUUACCAUCUGUCUGGUAUUGUUCUGUAAAUACCAGCCUAAUAUGGCAUGGUAUUAUAGAACAAUAGGUGAAAGUAAGAGUGAUUUGAUCACUAGCAUUCUGUAACAGCAAGUCUUGCACACAUAAAUGGAUUAAGCACACUACAACCUCUCUCCAGAAUAUUAGAUUUUAUUUACAGAAUAGUCCAACUCCAAGUUAAAAUAUUUCAAUCAACAAACUCUCUUCAACAAACUAGGCUCAUGACACUCAACUAAAACUACUAAGCAAACAUGUAGAGAAUAAGGAAAUCUAAUAAAUUAAAAAUAAAGAAAACAAGAGAAUAAACUGAAAACAAUAAAAUUAUGUAAUAAUGUCACAGUUCAGCGUGGAUAAUUAUGUUUAAGAACCAAGGUUUAUUUUGAGAAAUUUGGAAUGAGGUCAAACUAGUUUUAAGGCUAAUUAAGAAUUAACAAUAGUUCAAUGUUCAUACAACCAGUUCCCAAUGCAAAUCAGAAGGUUAAAUAAAACAUUAUUGAAAUUAAACUAAUGAUUAAUAAUACUUUUUCAAAAAAUAACCAUUUACUGAAAUAGAAUCAAUAACGUUUGGACAAUUGAUUCCUAAUGUUGUCUCAAACAGACAACAUUAUUUUAAUAAAAUAUUAUAAAAAAAUAUAUAAUUUGCCAAAUUAGAAAUCAAUAACUAUUUGGACAAUUGAUUUUUAAAAUUGUUAACUAGCCACCACUGUAGAUGAUUUUUGAAUGGAGUAAUGGACUACUGACAAGGUGGCAAACAAAUGGAUAUUGACGUGAUGACGUCACAUCCAGGUGGACGGUUUUAGCUAACAAGAAAAAGCAUAUAGCUUAUUUAGCAACUCCUUUAAGUUGCACAUGUAAGUUUGACUAGCAUUAAUAUCAAUAUUAAUUUGCAUAUUAGCUGGCAGCUUGCAAGGGCUGAUCGUAGCAUGAACAAAAUGAGCUCUGUUGUAAGUAAUGUUCACUACCGUUUAGAAAUAGCAGAGCUAUUACCUUUUAGCAGCUAAUUGAGACAUGAGUUAACAUGUUUUUCACGAUUAUUUGGACAUAAUUUAAUAGGUUAUUUAGAGAUGAUGAAGGAAAAACACAGAUAAAAUGGAGCAAACUCACAUUACCAGACUAUUAGUGUUUAAACCAUUCAUUAAAAUAAAAUUUGCCUCAACUUGAAAAACACUCCCCAAACAAACUUGUACCACUAGGCUCAAUUGCCUUUAGCAUUAACUUAGUAGGUAGUCUGCUAACACUCAAAUAGUUCAGGAUCACAAACAAGCUAAACACAAUGAAAUAAACAAUAUUUAAAUUGUUUUAUGCUACAAUAAUUUUCUCUGCCUCGUUACAACCUUUCGUGUGAACAGUUCUGGGGAACAGGAGGAUAGGACGUCCUAAAGGCGAGGAGUUACUUGGGAGCAUCUGCUCCUUGGACUCACAAGCUGCCAGUGUGUGGUGCAGGAAUUAAUGUAUUUUGCUUGGACUGCAUGUGUUAAGCAUGUAGAGCUACGGUUUUGACACCGUCUUUAGACAAUGGGGAAAACCGCUUUGAUUAAAGACACUGUCUUUUCUUUGGAAAUAUCUGGCUCACAUUCGUUUUCAGCGGAAGCUCAGAAAGAAAAGUCAAGGCGACUAUAAUUAGCGACUAUAAUUAUUUUGGCUUGUUUACAAUGAGCGCAUACACAAACAUCAGACCAUAACUAACUUUGGAUCCUGGGUGCAGUCCUUCACUUGGCCAGCGAGAUUACGACAUUCAUAUGCUCACGCACGUCUCCCGUAUGCCAACAGUUGAUGGUUGUGGGUAAAGAGGACAAAUAGUGCUGCUAACCAGAGUUUUGUACAAUGAGGUCAUAGGGAUUCCAGCUGUGACCCUUUCUUCCUGUCAUGAAUGUAGGUUUUUGCUGUACAUUCAUAGUUUUACCAGUCUCUUUGUGUAGUUGUGUUAUUCUCCAUUCAUGGCCGGGCCCAACAUAACAUUUAUGAGAUUUUUAUUUUUCUCUAAAAUAAUAUAUCAAAGCUCAUGGUGCUGUGAUGGAUUAUAGACCAAAAUGAUGUGAAUUCUUGAUUGGAAAAUUUGGGGAAAAAAAUCCCAAAUUUUAAUUAUCUGACCUGCUGAUCAGCUAUUAAGCUUUUCAUGCCCAAUACCAAUUUCCUCUGGCUUGCAAAAGAAGAAAGAGCUGCAAGCUGUUAGACAGAGGUAGAGCUCCCUCACCCAUUAGUAUGAGAUUUGGAAAUGCCACUAAUGUACAGGUAAAUCUUUUCCUGGCAGACGCCAAUUUCUUUGAGGUGUGACUUGACAAUUACAAAUUUGGCUGAUUAAAGUUUUUGGUUUGUUUUUGUCGAAGGACCUUUCCACAUAAAAUUAUGAAAUGUGCUUCAAGUUCUUUGAUAUAGAUAGUAGUUUGAAAUCCAACAGAAGGAAUUACAAGCGUAUUCACACCCAUGCAUGAAAGCAUAUCUCCCCUACAUUUGUCAAAUGUUUUUAAACUUGACAAAAGUGCAUCAAAUUAUAUACUAUUGGUUGAUGUGUUCACAGACGGAAUGUGGUGGAAGCUUCUAGUUCUGACGCAUUUAAUAGAAAAGAAAAACUUGUAAUUUGAGCUGCUGAUCACCAAUCAGAGCCUAUCAAAGGGAAACUGGCUAAUUGAUUGGUGUAUCUCUAAAAAUGUGUUACCAUAACUCAUUGGCCCAGUGUACUGCUGCUUCAUCAUUUUAUUGUAUUAUACUGAAAAAUGUAUAUACAUUUAACUGUCUAUGAAUAAAAGUUAUUUGUUGAAGCAUA
Girardinichthys multiradiatus is the source of this 5913-nucleotide messenger RNA. It is a transcript of the gene adra2db, whose product is annotated as adrenergic, alpha-2D-, receptor b. Bases 623 to 1894 code for a protein of 423 amino acids. The record is from RefSeq and is a predicted model, not a curated record. Lineage: Eukaryota; Metazoa; Chordata; Actinopteri; Cyprinodontiformes; Goodeidae. Gene Ontology annotation, biological process: adenylate cyclase-activating adrenergic receptor signaling pathway. Gene Ontology annotation, molecular function: adrenergic receptor activity. Gene Ontology annotation, cellular component: membrane. The transcript has a single exon.